AUGGAGCAGCUGGCGAAGCUGCAGUACCUGUCGCUGGUCAGCAAGAUCACCACAGAGCUCGAGAACCACUUGGGCAUUGCGGACAAGACCCUGUCUGAGUUUAUCGUCGAGCUGAGCAAGGGCAAGGCGAGCGUCAAGGAGUUCCGGCUUGCGCUGCGCGAGAAUGGCGCCGACAUGCCCGACUCGCUCGUUGAGACUCUGUGGGCCAUCAUCCAGCGCAUGCUGCCCGGCGGCAAGCCCGGCGGCAAGCCCGGCGGCGGCGGGGCGGGGCCCUCGGGCCUGCAGCCGCGGCCGGAUGCACCGUUUGCGGGCCUUGCGAUGCCCGACACUCGGGACCGAGUGAAGCAGAUGGAAGAAGAGAUGCUGGCGGAGGCUCGGGCCAAGGCAGAGGCGGAUACAGGGGCAGAGCGUCAGCGCAGCCACGAGCAGGCGUCGACGCGCAACGGGCGGGAGGCGGACGGCCGGGGCCGGGGGGGGCGGGAGGAGCGGAACCGCGAUGGCCCGCGGUAUCGCAGCAGGAGCCGCAGCCCCGGCGGCGGCGGCAGGCGCCGGCGCAGCCGCAGCAGGUCGAGGGAGCGGUAUCGGCGACGCAGCCCCAGCCCGCGCGGCGGCGGCGGCCGCCGCGAGGAGCCGCUGCCGGAUGAGCCUGAGAUGUAUGGCGUGUACCGGGGCCGUGUGACGGGUGUCAUGGACUUUGGCUGCUUUGUGGAGCUGCAAGGGUUCCGCACCAAGCAGGAGGGGCUGGUGCACCUGUCCAAUAUCUCCUCCACCAAGCGGGCAGGCAGCGCCAAGGACAUGGUGGGCAAAGGCGACCCCGUCUGGGUCAAGAUUGUGUCCAAGACGGGCCAGCGGCUGGGGCUGGCGAUGCGGGAUGUGGAUCAAGUCACAGGGGAGGACCUGCUGCCCAUGCAGCGCGGCGCGGCCCCCACCGGCGCCUCCAACCCCGCGGGCCCGCUCAGCCUGGCCAACCAGACCGCGCUGCACGGGCUGUCGGGGAUCAAGGUCAAGGAGGAUGAGGUGCUGGAGGGCAAGCCCAAGCGGCGCGGCAAGGUGAUGAGCGACUACGAGAAGUGGGAGAUCAAGCAGCUGAUCAACUCGGGCGUGCUGGAUCCCAGCGAGUAUCCCGGCUUCGAUGAGGAGGAGGGCGGCGCGCUGGCAAGCGUGGAUGCUGAGGUGGAGGAGGAGUUUGAGAUCGACCUGAACGACAACGAGCCCGACUUCCUGCGGGGCCAGACCCAGAAGACGGGGGUGGAGAUGAGCCCCAUCAAGAUUGUGAAGAACCCAGACGGCUCCAUGCAGCGCGCCGCCAUGACGCAGAGCGCUCUGGCCAAGGAGCGGCGGGAGCUGCGGGAGCAGCAGAACCGCAUGCUGAUCGAGGCCAUCCCCAAGGACCUCUCCAAGCCCUGGGAGGAUCCCAUGGCGGACGCCAGCGAGCGUGCGCUGGCGCAGGAGCUGCGCGGCAUCGGUGUGGGGGUGCAGGAGGUGCCGGAGUGGAAGCAGCAGGCGCUGGGCAAGGCGCCCACCUUUGGCAUCCGCGACAACCGCUCCAUCAAGGACCAGCGCGAGUCGCUGCCCAUCUAUAAGCUGAGGGAGCAGCUGGUGCAGGCGGUGCACGACAACCAGGUUCUGGUGGUGAUUGGGGAGACGGGGUCAGGCAAGACCACCCAGAUGACGCAGUACCUGGCGGAGUCGGGGUACACCAGCAAGGGCAAGAUUGGUUGCACGCAGCCCAGGCGUGUGGCCGCCAUGUCUGUCGCCAAGCGCGUGUCGGAGGAAGUGGGGUGCCGCCUGGGAGAGGAGGUGGGCUACGCCAUCCGCUUCGAGGACUGCACCAGCCAGCAGACGGUGAUCAAGUACAUGACUGACGGCAUGCUGCUGCGGGAGGCGCUCCUGGACGACAUGCUCAGCCAGGAGGAGAUUGACACCAGCGCCCAGAUCCUUUUUGAGCGCAUGAAGUCGCUGGGACCCGCGGUGCCCGAGCUCAUCAUCCUGCCCGUCUACUCGGCGCUGCCCUCGGAGAUGCAGACCCGCAUCUUCGAGCCCGCCCCGCCCGGCACCCGCAAGGUGGUCAUCGCCACCAACAUCGCCGAGGCCUCCCUCACCAUCGACGGCAUCUACUACGUGGUGGACCCCGGCUUCGCCAAGCAGAAGGUGUUCAACCCAAAGCGCUCCAACCUGUCCAUGACGGUGCUGACCAUGAAGGCGAUGGGCAUCAACGACCUGCUCAACUUCGACUUCAUGGACCCGCCGCCGCCGCAGACCCUCAUCUCCGCCCUGGAGCAGCUGUACAACCUGGGAGCGCUGGACGAGGAGGGGCUGCUGACGCGGCUGGGCCGCAAGAUGGCGGAGUUCCCGCUGGACCCGCCCGUCAGCAAGAUGCUGAUCGCCAGCGUGGACCUGGGGUGCAGCGAGGAGGUGCUGACCAUCAUCGGCAUGCUCUCCGCGCAAAACAUCUUCUACCGGCCCAAGGAGAAGCAGGCGCAGGCUGACCAGAAGAAGGCCAAGUUCCACCAGCCCGAGGGCGACCACCUCACGCUGCUGGCGGUCUACGAGGGCUGGAAGAACUCCAAGUUCUCCAACCCCUGGUGCUACGAGGCCUUUGUGCAGGCGCGGUCGCUGCGGCGGGCGCAGGAUGUGCGCAAGCAGCUGGUGGCCAUCAUGGAUCGCUACAAGCUCGACCUGGUGUCAGCCGGGCGCAGCUACCAGAAGAUCCAGAAGGCCAUCUGCUCCGGCUUCUUCUUCCACGCCGCCCGCAAGGACGCGCAGGAGGGCUACAAGACGGUGGUGGAGCAGCAGCCCGUGUUCAUCCACCCCAGCUCCGCCCUCUUCCAGCACCAGCCGCAGUGGGUGGUGUACCACGAGCUGGUGCUGACAACAAAGGAGUACAUGCGAGAGGUGUGCGAGAUCGACCCCAAGUGGCUGGUGGAGAUGGCGCCGCGCUUCUUCCGCGCCGCUGACCCGCACAAGCUCUCGAGGCGCAAGCGGCACGAGCGCAUCGAGCCCCUUAAACGGCGCGGCUAA
Messenger RNA from Chlorella variabilis, 3021 nucleotides. RefSeq lists its product as hypothetical. The coding region runs from base 1 to 3021 and encodes 1006 amino acids. NCBI's taxonomy places the organism in Eukaryota, Viridiplantae, Chlorophyta, Trebouxiophyceae, Chlorellales, Chlorellaceae. Gene Ontology annotation, biological process: spliceosomal complex disassembly. Gene Ontology annotation, molecular function: RNA binding. The transcript has 26 exons. The record is from RefSeq and is a predicted model, not a curated record. Gene Ontology annotation, cellular component: catalytic step 2 spliceosome; intracellular anatomical structure.